Molecule: messenger RNA, 774 nt
Organism: Saprolegnia parasitica CBS 223.65
Lineage: Eukaryota; Oomycota; Saprolegniomycetes; Saprolegniales; Saprolegniaceae
Exons: 1
Coding region: 1-774 (257 amino acids)
Source: RefSeq, a predicted model, not a curated record
AUGACGACCACAUCGCCCGUGCCGCUGCGCGAGAUCAUGGACGAAGCAUAUGCACGCGCCGUCGCUGCGACACACGACGACCUCCCUGAAGGCUAUGACCCCAGAGACUUCGAGGACAGCCUCCCCGACGGCUAUGACCCCAAGGACUUUGAGGAUGACUUGCCGCCAGGCUACGAUCCACGUGAUUUUGAAGAUGGUUCCGGCUACAGCGUCGACGCGCUGGCGGCGGACGUGGACUACGCCUUGGCACUCUCGCUGCAAGAGGCGGAGGCCGACAUCGAUGGCAGCGACUAUACAUCGCUCGUUUUGACGCAAGCCUCAGUGUCCAACGACGCGGACGACGACGACUAUGAUGAGGACGACGAGGACGACGACGUCGUGCCCGCCAACUUUGACUUUUCGGUCGCGCCCAAGGACGACAAGCCCAAGCGCAAGAAGCGGGUGCAGAAGGACGCCCGUCGGUUCUACAGUGCCGCCAAGGUGGCCGCGGUGCCUCGUCAGCUCCUCGCGCUAAAAGGACGGCUCGACGACGUGGAUGCGCUCAUGACGUUCCUCUCGACGCAAACGAAUUCGCUUGCAAUCGACUUGGACGGGCACAAGAUGUUUCGGGCGGCCGCGACUGUACGCGACGACGAGUUCUCUCUCUACGUCAAGGGCAUGGAAGCCGAUAUGCAGGUGCUACUGGCGUAUAUCAUGACGCAGGUCGAGUCGGUCGUCAUAUUGGCCGUCAAGGACCUUGCGGCCGCGCCCGAGCCGCUCGUGUGCCUCGAUUAA